Messenger RNA from Sebastes umbrosus (honeycomb rockfish), 1565 nucleotides. RefSeq names its product N-acetyltransferase 16 (gene nat16). Lineage: Eukaryota; Metazoa; Chordata; Actinopteri; Perciformes; Sebastidae. The transcript is spliced from 5 exons. Gene Ontology annotation, molecular function: acyltransferase activity, transferring groups other than amino-acyl groups. The coding region runs from base 167 to 1483 and encodes 438 amino acids. The record is from RefSeq and is a predicted model, not a curated record.
GAUGUUAUUUAUAGUACAAGUUUUAUCCUUUAGUUUAUUUUAGUAGGUCUGAUGGCAUUUUUAUCCACUUCCCCAAAAAAAAAAAAAAAAAAAGCCAGAGAUGCUCCUUGGAAGUCUGUGCACGUCCCUUUGAUACUGACACACACAUGCACACGCACAUACACACAUGCACGGAUGCAUGUGGAGGGGGAGGGCUGCAGUGAUGAGCUCCAGUGACUCCAGUACUGGAGGACUUGACGUAGAGGACUGGGAGGAGGAGGAGGAGGAGGAGGAAGAGGAGGAGGUGCUUAGACCGGUUCGUGUCGAGCAGCCAGUGCAUCACCGACAGAAGAGAGCCGGUGCUUUCCGUCUGUCUCUCAUUCAUCACCGGAACUGUGCAGCUUCAUCCUCCUCCUGCAGCCUGCUAUCCUCCAGCCUGUCUCCUCCGAGCACCAAGGACUCCAGCACCGGCCCUCAUCCGCGUUAUUUCAAGAUGAAGAUUGAUACCAGCCUGACUAUGCUGCAGCUCCCAGAGGCCCUGUCCCAGGCAGGCUUGCAGUUCUCUGUGGCCACUGAAGAGGACUUUGAUGACAUCAUGGCUAUGAGCCAGGACAUCUAUGGAGGUCUUGACUACCUGCCCACUAGAUACACCAGCUGGCUGCAGGAGACCAACCGCACAGUCAUAUUGGCUCGCAAACAGACGAAAGUGAUUGCUCUGGAGUCAGUGGUUGUGAUUGAUGAUGGGGAGACUAUGCUGGUGGAAGGUCUACGUGUCGCCCCUCAGGAAAGGGGCAAGGGCGUGGCCGGAGUUCUGCUGCGUUUUUGCUGCGAGCUGGUCAAAUCCAAGUUCCCUGAUGUCAAAGUGACCCGCUUGACCCGCGAUGACCAGCUUGGACCCAAGGAUUUUCUGAAGUAUCGCCUCAUAACCAAGCAGGGUAUUCUGCUGGUACGCUUCAGUGCCGAAGACCUCAAGCUUCGUCUGUCUGAGCUUGGUCUGAGUGGAGACAUUCAAUCCUCUUUGUCCACUUCCUCCAAGCCUCCUCCAGUGCGUCUCGACCAUACAACUGUCCAUCGGCUGUAUCUGACCACUGACGUGAUGCGGGGGGUCCUUCCUAAUGCCACCAUCAUUCAAGACUGGCAGCCAUUCAAGCCUUUGCCCAGUAACAUGGCCAUCCUACUGAAGAAGGACAUUGACUGGAUGGUGGAUGACGUGUCCAACCCUAAUGUGGCCAGCCUCUGUACCUUCCCUUUCAGGGUGCCCAUUGGAGAUGACUGGUAUUACCUGAAUAUUGACAUGUUCGGGAAAGACCUGGACCUGGCUCGGCAGCAGUUCUUGUGCCACCUGCAGCGCCAUACCGCCACCCUGAAGGGUCACGUGAUGUGCCAGAUGUUCCUGGACCCGCCGCUCUGGAAGCCCAUGGCCGAAUUCUGCCUCAACACCUUGGGCGUGGAGCUGGUGAAGGAGUACACCGAGCAAUGCGUGGUGGAGUCAGACGUCAUCUAGUUAUGAAGAAGGUGGAUGGAAAAGGAGAAGAAGAUGAAGGAGCCGGAAAGGAAUGAAGACAAAGGUCUAGACAACAAAGGAA